AUGCUUUUAGUGGCGACGGCGGUUUACCUAUACUACACAGCAUGGACUCUCCUCAUGCCCUUCGUUGACGACGGCCAUCCACUCCACGACCUCUUCCCGCCGCGAGUCUGGGCGAUCCGCAUCCCCGUUAUCCUGACUCUGCUCGGUUCCGCAGUCGUCGGAACAUUCCUUGGCGUGGUUAUGAUUCGGAGUAAUCGGAAAAAAGCUGCGAAGGCGAAGGCGGCUGCUAAGAAGAAAGCGUGA
Molecule: messenger RNA, 243 nt
Organism: Paracoccidioides brasiliensis Pb18
Exons: 2
Coding region: 1-243 (80 amino acids)
Biological process (GO): GPI anchor biosynthetic process
Cellular component (GO): dolichol-phosphate-mannose synthase complex; endoplasmic reticulum membrane
Molecular function (GO): enzyme regulator activity
Source: RefSeq, a predicted model, not a curated record